CCCCGCCCUGCGCGGCGGCCCCGGCGCUGCCGCCGCCGCCGGCGGGGGUACUAUGCUCACGCGGGUGAAGUCCGCCGUGGCCAAUUUCAUGGGCGGCAUCAUGGCUGGCAGCGCGGGCGCCGACCACGGCAGCGGCGCGGACUUGCCCCUCCGCUUCCCCUACGGGAGACCCGAGUUCCUGGGACUGUCCCCGGACGAGGUGGAGUGCUCCGCCGACCACAUCGCCCGCCCCAUCCUCAUCCUCAGCAAGGACACCCGGCGCUUGCCCUGGACCACGGGCUACGCGGAGGUAAUAAAUGCAGGGAAGAGCACGCACAAUGAAGAUCAAGCCAGCUGUGAGGUCCUCUUUGUCAAGAAAAAAGCUGGAGGCAGUAAUUCUACACCAAACAAGAACUCUUCAACAAAACGGAGGUCAUCGCUGCCCAAUGGAGAAGGUCUCCAGCUGAAAGACAAUUCAGACACAGAUGGGAUCAACCUGUACUACUGGUCCCUGUUUGAUGGACACGCUGGGUCAGGGGCAGCUGUGGUUGCUUCCAAGCUGCUGCAGCACCACAUCCUGGAACAGCUACAGGAGAUUGUGGACAUCCUGAGGAACACAGCCGUCCUCCCACCCACCUGCCUGGGAGAGGAACCGGACAACCCAUCCACCAACAGCAGGACACUGACACGAGCAGCCUCCCUCCGUGGUGGUGUGGGAGCCCCGGGCUCACCCAGCACACCUCCAACACGCUUCUUCACGGAGAAGAAGAUCCCACAUGAGUGCCUGGUUAUUGGGGCCAUAGAAAGUGCAUUCAAGGAAAUGGAUUUGCAAAUAGAGCGAGAGAGGACUGUGUAUAACAUUUCUGGCGGCUGCACAGCCCUGGUGGUGGUGUAUUUAUUGGGGAAGCUUUAUGUGGCAAACGCUGGUGAUAGCAGAGCUAUAAUAAUCCGAAAUGGCGAAGUCAUUCCAAUGUCUUCAGAAUUCACUCCAGAGACUGAACGCCAGCGACUUCAGUAUCUGGCUUAUAUGCAGCCUCACCUGCUGGGAAAUGAAUUCACACAUCUAGAGUUUCCACGGAGGGUGCAGCGCAAGGAAGUUGGAAAGAGGAUGCUGUACCGUGACUUCAACAUGACUGGCUGGGCAUACAAAACCAUUGAGGAAGAUGACUUGAAGUUUCCCCUUAUAUAUGGAGAAGGCAAGAAGGCUCGGGUUAUGGCAACAAUUGGAGUGACUCGAGGACUGGGAGACCAUGACCUGAAAGUGCAUGACUCCAAUAUAUACAUCAAACCUUUCCUGUCCUCAUCUCCUGAGGUACACACUGGCGGCGCAGGACCUGGUGAUGCGAGCCAGGGGAGUGCUGAAGGACCGGGGCUGGCGGAUAUCCAACGACAGGCUGGGCUCUGGAGACGACAUCUCUGUCUACGUCAUCCCUUUGAUCCAUGGGAACAAACAGUCAUGAGAGGAGCACCAAGAGUUGUUAUAGGAUGGGGAUCUUUUUGGGAAGGGCCUGUAAGAGACAAUAGGUUUUUGGUGGUCUGACCAGGACACUUCCAAUUGAUAUAAUCUAGUCAAAACUAAUGCUGGAGGAGUAUUUUUCUGCCCAAAAGGUAGGGUUCUGCACAUAUACUGUAUAUGAUUAAAGAUAACCCUUAAGAUUCCAGUUUCCCUACAGAAAUGGUUUUGGUGCUUAACAGGAAUGGGAUUUAAAUGCUGCUAGCAUAUUAUGAAUUCUGUCAUCCCUCUAGAUGGGGUGGGGAAUUAAUUUUUUUUCUCAGUUUACCAUGUAGCUUAGAAGAGCCAUUUCAGUUGUGAAAGUAGAAGUGGAUAUCAGACGCCAAGGAGGCUCCUGAAAUCUACCCCCAAAUAUUCAGAAGGGGACUUGGGUCACAUCUCAUUUAAGCAUAUAGAUAUACAUAUAUGAGACUCAAGAGUUUUCUUUCAGAAAGUUGUAUUCAUUACUUAUCUAUGGACAACUUCAAAUUUGUGUAAUCCUUUGAGCCCCAUUUUCCUCUCCUGUCUCUUCUUCAGUAGACUAUACCUCCUGUGUUUUAGUAGGAAAACUGAAAUUGGUUUCAGCGUAACUAUGCCUGUUUACUGCAGCUAAAAACAGUCACCUGCAAAGUUUACCAAGAGAAAUAGGUCACAGUCCUGUAUGGCAGAAUUUAUUCUGGGAUAAGGAGUUACUUGUCAAGAUUUCUUGUUGUGUGUAUACCAUGAUUAUACAGAGCAUGCAAACUCAGCUUUAUGUGAUGUUUACCUGGAGGCCAUGGUUUCUUUGGGAUCAGAUAUUUACAUUAAUUGGAUGGUUCUGCCUGCUUUAUCCUGUUGAAAGGAUCCCUGACCAUGAAAUUUUUCCAUCAGUUGAGAUUUAGUAAAUUUGUUUGGGCUCCUGAGUGUGUUUUCAGUUGAACUUCUACUUGAAGUAGUGGUAUUGUUCUCAUUAGCAAUUUGGAUACACAGAUAGUGAUCUAUUUCAAAGGUGUUUCAGUUCUUCCUGCCUCAUUUAUUAUUCAGUAUACCUUCGCCUGCUUGACUGCGGUGAUCAGAAGGGGACAGCUUAAAACUUUCUGUCCUCUUGGCACUGAGAAUUGUACACAAGGAUCACAAGAUGACUGUGAUAGAUACAAGCCCUUGGCUUGCUUCGGCUCUUUUCUUAGCAGUGAUAAUUUAAAUCAAGAAAAUUUGUGUAAAACAUUUUUGAUAUGAAAACCAGGAGAGAAACAAGUGAGCAAGUCUGCAGUGUAACCUGGCUGCCUAGUCCACACAGGCAGCUCUCUUACUUCAUUGGCAGGAAUUGAAGAGAAAACAAAAUCAGAAAGUUCUAGCAUGCAGGCAGGUAUAUUGGCUGGGGAGCCAACUUCCACCUGAUUUGUGCCCAGACCACAUUGGUGUGGAGCUGUUCAUCUGGUUUGUACUUCUUAGAUAAGAAAAAAGACAGGGAGCUGACAUCACUGUAGGGCACUGACUAGGGAGCUCACAAAUGUUGUGUCCUUUCCAAAAGAGAAAGAGAUGCUGUCCCCUUUGCAGGCUUUCUCCUGAACAGGUGUGGCCCAGAGCUUGCCAGUUCUGUAAUUUAUGAUGUGCUUUGUCAACACAGCGCAGCCUGAGUGCAGUGCAGCUGCCCAAAUGCUGUAUUUGACUGCAUCUGGAAGUACAAUUUGGUGGAUUUAAACUACUCUUGCUCCAAAUCUCUAGACCCAGAAGAGUUUCAGGAUGAAAGCAGGAAAUGUAGAGAGUGGAACAGCUCAAGCAUUGCAGCAAACUGCAUGAUUCUGGCCUGAAAACUGUUCCACAAGUUCCCCAGUGCCUCAUGUGAUAAAGCUGUACAGAACGUGGAUGUUUUAUAGUCUAGAGCUUCAGUAUAAAUCAAUGGCAUAUCUGAUUAUGUGUUUUCAUUAUUUCUUUCCUGAUUUUUUUUUCUCUUUACCUCUUUUUCUGUGUGCAUUUGGGUGAAAAGAGAGGCUUGGAGUCUAGAAUAUUUUUCACAUGGCCCCUCAUAUGUUUUAAAGUUUAAGCAAGAGAUCUUCUCUUGCACUUUUUUCUGGCCUAAUAAACUUGUAAACAUGCUUUUCAUGCUCUGUGUAACUCCUGCUGUCUCUUCACAAAUGCAGUUGUGUAGUCCUCUAGCAAUUCAGAUCCUCUUUAACGAAGAAAUUAGUGCUGGUGAAAUCAUCUGAACAGCAAAGACACUGGUGCUUGCUGGUACCAGCUACAAGCCCAGGUCAGGUAUUUCAGUGCUCAUGCACUGUUGGUCUUCAUUUGGUAACACGGUGUCAACGCACAUACCGGUUGCUAUAAAACCACUGAGUGCAAUGUGGUGGAAAUAGAUUUCCAGUGUAGCAUUUGCCAAAACUUGAAAGUGAAAUUUCAAUGGCAAUGGAAAAGGCACCUUCUCAUUCAGGGGUUCGUUUAAAUGUACCCCUGAAGAGAUGGGUUAGCAGACUGCAUGACUUGGUGGGAGCAAACUGGCAGGUGACUUCUCAGAGCAUGAUCUGGUGGGCUGGUGAAUCAGCCUGCACAGUGUUUGUUGUUCAUCUGAGGCAUUGCCAUCAGUCAGGAGCUUCUCUGCAGCAACUGGGCCCAGGCUGAGUUACAUUCAUUGUCAGCCCCUCUCCCAGAAAGGGCAGAAAUACGGUAUCAACAAUUAGUAUCAAUUAAUGAAUUCUGAGAACUUUAGUAAAAGGUUUUAUACUCAGAUGUAUGUGACUGAAAUUAUGCUGUGAUGCUUUUUGUUUUGCUUUUUUGCAAAGUAUCUGUUACAUAUUUAGGUGCUUGCCUCCCUGGAGUGUCUGGCACAUCUCUGAUCCAUGCAUUGUACUUGGGCUUUCACUUUUACCUGCUUUCAGUAGAAGGUUCUUGCAUACCUGAGCUGGGGUCAUGCUCUGCUUCAAGGCAUAGUAUUAAUACAUAUAUACACCUAAGGCUCACAGAAACAGCAGGCAAGAGUCAUUUAUUGGGGAAGUAUGUGAGAAGCAAGAAUAAUUAAAAGCACUUUCAAUUCCCUUCAAAGGCUGAAUUACUUUGCAUUGCACAGCAUUAGAAAACACUGAUGGCAGAGAGGAUACCUGGUGCGCAAUGCCAUUUUUCAGAUGCAGAAUGGGUACUGCCAUGUUCAGACUUGCAGCUGCUCUAGUGCUCAGUGAAGCUCCUAAGUUAGGAGCAGACAGCUUGUGUCCUCAAACUGGAGCAAGUUAGGCACCAAGUCCAAAUUUUAGAUCCCUGGUAUGUCAUCUUAGUUACUGCCUGAGGCCAGCGGUGCUCUGGCUUUUUGCCAGUCAAGUUCCAUUGGUAUCCAAAACUGCUACUGCACACAUGCUCUGCCUGGCCUGUGCAUAGGCACUGCUUAGAAAGUUGGGCAAAUUCUUGUCCUUCCUUGGAUAAUGGCAGAGAAAGGUGCCAGUAAAGGAGUUCCAGUUAGCUGCAGUGUAGCACUAUCUUCUGCUGCCUAGUCCAGUCCCAUUUCUAGAAAACAAUAAAUUUUUACCAUUCUCCCAAAAAUACUGUUGCAGAAAGUAGAACAGCCAUUUCAGAUAUUUUUCUCUUGCACUACAGCCUAAAGUUUUCUUUCUCUAAUUUUAUGAAGAAGGUGGUUAGAAAUUUAAUUUAUACCAGAUUAUGUAUCACACAACCAUCUUUUGGUGCAUUAAGACAAUACUGCUUCCUUCAUGAACACAAAAGUGUAUUGUCUGAGAGGGCUGCUGUUCAGUGGCCUCACACUGGAGAAUUUUAAAUAAAUUCUAAGAAACAACAGGGCUAACAGACUAAAUGAGAAGUGGUCAUAAUCUGCUGUUAAUAGUGGAUUUCUAUUUGCAGUUACUUCUAUGUUUAAAUAUGACAAGAGGUUUUGUGAGGUACUGUCAACUCUGUCCCUCCAGGAUGUUUCUGAAAAACUGCUCUUGAUGUUUGGGCAGAUUUUGGCUCUGAACUUCUGCUAGGUUUUUAAAGAACACUACAUGCUUCGAGCAAAUUUGCUGUGUUUCUUCCAGCCUUGGUGUUUUCCUUUUAUUUUACAUUUUAUGUACUAAUACUUUUAGCAUUUUUCUAUCAAACAUGAAUGGCAAACUGUGUGAAACUAUUGUUCCUCCCAGACAUUUUAGGUAUGUAAGUAGUUUUCCUCCAUGUGUCCUAGAUGAAGACUCGGUGAUGUGGCUUUCAUAGAGAGAGUGACUAAAUGAUGCUGUAACUGUGCUGCUGUAUUUCUACCUGUGAUGUACUUGAAGGAGGAUGCCCUUCUCCACCUCCAUGCUCAUUCUGUUUUCUUUUUUUUUAAUCCCUUGCUGUUGGUGUUCUUUCAUAGGUGUCUAACUUUGAUUUUUUUUAAUACCUGCCACAUUUAUCUUUCCUUCAAUGGGCAGUUCAUCUUAAUAUCUUGAGAUCUGUACAACUGUCUAGGGUUUACAUGUCCCGAAGAAAGGAGGACCUGCUGGAGGAAGAUGUCUUGGACCAAUGUACUUCUGCUUUGUGACUGUGAAAUGUUAAUCUUUUUGUAACCUAAGAACAAAAAAUGUUUAGUAAAGGGAUAUAUUUUGUGUUUUUGAAACUUUUCAGUGCAAUGAACAAAAGAGGAGGAUACUGAAGAAGUGUAUGUGCAAAGUUUUAAAAUAAAAUUUUAAAUUAUAUAUUAUAUAAUCCA
Messenger RNA from Vidua chalybeata, 6113 nucleotides. RefSeq names its product protein phosphatase, Mg2+/Mn2+ dependent 1H (gene PPM1H). Lineage: Eukaryota; Metazoa; Chordata; Aves; Passeriformes; Viduidae. The record is from RefSeq and is a predicted model, not a curated record. Bases 53 to 1519 code for a protein of 488 amino acids. The transcript has 9 exons. Gene Ontology annotation, molecular function: protein serine/threonine phosphatase activity. Gene Ontology annotation, biological process: protein dephosphorylation.